AGCUCUUUUUCCUUGUGACUUGUGCAGUCCCUCCCAGCACCAACUUCCUUGCAGCUGGGUUUGGGUUUUGUUGGUUUGUUUUGUUUUUGUAUGCGUGUGGUAGGAUAUAUUUUUUCUCUUGCUUUUCAUAUUCUCCAGGGAAGGACAAUCCGUAAAACGUCUUCUCUAAGGUGCGAAGUGGUUGCUGGUUUGGUCUUAGCGGAAUCAGAAGAUCUAGGAGGAUUCAAACCAGGUGUCUGGGCGAGGUUCAUUCCAGCCGGAGCCACAGAAUUGACCCCUGAUGUUUUUUCAGUUGGUGGGCUGGCUUGUGCUCGGGAGGCUGACUUUGGCUUCCGAUGGGACGCACGCUUCUCUGCAGCCCAGCUGGCCAGGCGCUCUGCAUUCGUCUGCGGUGGAGAACUGUCCAGACCCCCCCUCAGUGGACAAUAGCAUUUUUGUUGCAGAGCAGGAGGAAGGGCAGCUCCUGGGGUCUUAUUUUUGUCUCCAGGGCUACCAUCUGGUAGGAAAGAGAACCAUUCACUGCAAUGCCUCUAUGGUGUGGGAUGCCCCCACUCCCACAUGCCACUUGGGCCACUGUCCUGACCCUGUCCUCGGCAAUGGCCAGUUUCGUUCCUUGGGGCCUGUGCAUGUGAGCGACAACAUCACAUUCCAGUGUGAAGACAACUACAUCCUUAAGGGCAGCAGCUGGAGCCAGUGUCUGGAAGACCAUACCUGGGGGCCUCCCUUGCCCAUCUGCAAAAGCAGAGACUGUGGCCCUCCUGGGAAUCCAGCCCAUGGCUAUUUUGAAGGAAAUGAUUUCAACUCAGGAUCGAAUAUCACUUACUACUGUGAUGAGAGGUACUCCUUGGUGGGCACCCGGCAUCAGCAGUGUGUGGACGGGGAGUGGAGCAGCGAUCUUCCAUUCUGCCAACAAGUCCCACAGACCGAGCUUGAGAAAGCCCUCCUUGCCUUUCAGGAAGGUAAGGAUCUUUGUCAAGCCACAAAGGACUUCCUGCAAAGAUUAAAGGAAAGUGGCCUCAUAAUGGAGGAAAUAAAAUGUGCCCUGGAGAUGAAAAAAGCUGAAUUGGAAGUAAAAAGGUGGCUUUAAUAUUGUAGCAGAGCAGUGUGGGGAAUAGAAGGUGACCCAUGAAGAAACUUUCUUCUUGAUUCUAAAAUUGACAUCAGAUUUAUAUCUCAUUUUGCUAAAAUAAAACUUCACUUGAACCAAA
Molecule: messenger RNA, 1208 nt
Organism: Echinops telfairi (small Madagascar hedgehog)
Lineage: Eukaryota; Metazoa; Chordata; Mammalia; Afrosoricida; Tenrecidae
Gene: C4BPB
Product: complement component 4 binding protein beta
Exons: 6
Coding region: 281-1087 (268 amino acids)
Source: RefSeq, a predicted model, not a curated record